Aspergillus mulundensis is the source of this 390-nucleotide messenger RNA. RefSeq lists its product as uncharacterized. The transcript has 4 exons. Lineage: Eukaryota; Fungi; Ascomycota; Eurotiomycetes; Eurotiales; Aspergillaceae. The record is from RefSeq and is a predicted model, not a curated record. Bases 1 to 390 code for a protein of 129 amino acids.
AUGUCCGACGCAGACCAAGAGGUUAAGAAGGCUCGGCCGCAGUCCACUAUGGCGCUGGCUUUCUCUUCUGCACUAGAUUCUGCUUUCUCGCUAGACAGCGAUGUUGACUAUCUCUCGCAAACCAUCGAUCAGAAAAAAUACGAGAUGAUGAUCCAGGAACGAGAGUUAGAAGAACUCCAGGCCAAAAUUCGCCAGGCCGAAGAACGACUGAAAGCGCGUGGAUCAGUGAUUAUGAGUGGUAACAAUCAAUCUUCAGGGGUGCAUAGAGAUGGCGGGUACCAGUCCACAGAAUCAGCCACAACAUCGCCAACGGACUCGGCGGGCCAGUACUCGAGCGGCGACGAACAACGGCAGCGACCAGGCGACCGGCAGCAGGGACGCAAUUCCUGA